AUGCCAUUACGUUUGGAUGUAAAAAGAAAAUUAUCUGUUCGGUCUGAUCGUGUUAAAUGUGUUGAUACACAUCCAAAUGAACCAUGGAUACUAGUAACACUUUAUAAUGGACAUGCACACAUUUAUAAUCAUGAUACACAGCAAUUAAUUAAAACAUUUGAAAUUUGCGAUGUUCCUGUACGUGCUGGAAAAUUUGUCGUUAGAAAAAAUUGGGCUAUUACAGCAUCAGAUGAUAUGUUAGUACGUGUGUAUAAUUAUAAUACGUUAGAACGUUUACAUCAAUUUGAAGCGCACAGUGAUUAUAUCCGUUCGAUUGUUGUACAUCCAACACAACCAUACAUUUUAACCAGUAGUGAUGAUAUGACAAUUAAAUUAUGGGAUUGGGAUGCUAAAUGGGCAUUAAAACAAACGUUUGAAGGACAUAUUCAUUAUGUUAUGCAAAUAUCUAUUAAUCCAAAAGAUAAUAAUACAUUUGCAUCAGCAUCACUCGAUAGAACAGUUAAAGUGUGGCAGUUAGGGUCUACACAACCAAAUUUUACAUUAGAAGGUCAUGAGAAAGGUGUGAAUUGUGUUGAUUAUUAUUCUGGUGGUGAUAAGCCGUAUCUUGUUUCUGGCGGUGAUGAUCGUCUUGUUAAAAUAUGGGAUUAUCAAAAUAAAACAUGUGUACAAACAUUAGAAGGUCAUUCACAAAAUGUUGGUUGUGUAUCAUUCCAUCCCGAAUUACCAAUCAUUUUAUCUGGAUCAGAAGAUGGCACUGUUAAAUUAUGGCAUUCUAACACCUAUCGUUUAGAAUCAACAUUGAAUUAUGGUUUAGAACGUUGUUGGACAAUAUCGUGUUUGAAAGGUUCAAAUAAUGUUGCAUUAGGCUAUGAUGAAGGAACAAUGAUGAUUAAACUCGGUCGUGAAGAGCCAGCAAUGUCCAUGGAUUCAUCAACUGGCAAAAUUGUUUGGGCUAAACAUUGUGAAAUGCAACAAGUAAAUUUAAAACAAUUGGGUAGUGAACAACAAUUAAAAGAUGGUGAAAAAGUGCCAUUGAGUGUGAAAGAAAUGGGUAGUUGUGAAAUAUAUCCACAAACGUUAUCUCAUUCACCAAAUGGACGAUUUGUUGUUGUUUGUGGUGAUGGAGAAUAUAUUAUUUACACAGCAAUAACAUUGCGAAAUAAGAGUUAUGGAAACGCCAUGGAAUUUGUUUGGUCACAUGAUUCGUCUGAAUAUGCUGUACGAGAUGGAAAUAUGGUGAAAAUAUUCAAAAAUUUUAAAGAGAAAAAAAGUUUUAAACCAGAAAGUGGUGCCGAAGGUAUAUUUGGUGGAUCGCUACUUGGUGUUAAAUCAUAUUCGGGUUUAUCAUUUUACGAUUGGGAAACAACAAAUUUAAUACGACGAAUUGAAAUUGUUCCUAAAAUGAUAUAUUGGUCUCAAAAUGGUGAAUUAGUGUGUAUAGCUACCGAAGACUCGUAUUAUGUUUUACGUUAUAAUCCACAAGCGGUGACAGCUGCGGCAACAAACAAAGAUCUAAUGUCAGAUGAUGGUGUAGAAGAUGCGUUUGAUGCAUUAAGUGAAAUACAAGAAAUUGUUAAAACUGGAAUGUGGAUUGGAGAUUGUUUUAUUUACACAAAUUCCUUAAAUCGUAUUAAUUACUAUGUUGGAGGAGAAAUUGUGACAAUUUCGCAUUUAGAUAGAGUCAUGUAUUUAUUAGGAUACGUAUCGAAUGAAAAUCGUUUAUAUAUGGGUGAUAAAGAAAUGGCUAUUGUUUCGUUUGAAUUAUCGUUGGCCGUACUUGAAUAUCAAACAGCUGUGAUGCGAAAAGAUUUUGAAACAGCUGAUCAAGUCUUACCCACUGUGCCAAAAGAACAACGAACACGUGUAGCACAUUUCUUAGAAAAACAGGGUUACCGUCAACAAGCAUUGGCUGUUACAAUGGACAAUGAACAUAAAUUUGAUUUAGCAUUACAUUUGGGUAAUUUACAAAUAUGUUAUGAAUUGGCAUUAGAAAUGGAAAAUGAACAAAAAUGGAUGCAAUUAGCUGAUGUAGCAACAAAACGUUGUAAUUUUCAGUUAGUACAAGAAUGUUUAAACCGUGCACAAGCCUAUGGUUCGCUUAUUUUGCUGGCCAGUGCUAGUAGUGAUAAACAAUUGAUGGCGACAAUUGGCGAACAAUCGCAAAAAAAUGGUCAAUUUAAUAUGUCAUUUUUAGCCAGUUUUGUUUUGGGUAAUUUAGAUAAAUGUUUACAAAUUUUAAUUGAUAAUAAUCGCUUGCCUGAAGCGGCCUUUUUCUCACGAACAUAUUUACCGUCGAAAAUUGGUAUGAUUGUACAAUUAUGGCGUGAAAAACUAAAACAAUCAAAUAUGGAACGUUCAGCACAAGCACUGGCGAAUCCAACAGAUUAUGAAAAUUUAUUCCCAGGUUUAGUUGAUACAUAUAAAACAGAACAAUAUUUAAAAAAACAAACGAAAACAUUUGCUGCCAAAGAUUAUCAAUCAGUUACGCCGAAUUGGGAACGCCAUCCAAUUGUCGAAAUGAAAGAGGCAGAAAAUAAUGGUGACUUCUUUUAUGGUCCAGUGCAGCAAAAAAAUGGUAGUGAUGAACAGGAAGAAGAUGAAUUUGAUGAUGCACCAGCUGAAACAUCCAAAACUACAACAUCACAGCCGCCACCAAAACAACAAGCAGCACCACCUGCAGCGAACAUUGUUGUUCCUCCAAAGACGAAUAUUCCUACCGCUGCUCCAUCUAAUAAUAAAUUGACUCCACCAGGCCCACCAUCAUCAACAACAGUCUCAUCGGAUCGUUCUCGUUCACAAUCUCCAGCGGCUUCUACUUCGUCAACAACCAUUCCAAUCAAAAGUUCAACGCUACAAACGUCAAAACCACCUACAACAACCGUUCAAAAACCUUCUGCUGCUCCAACAACGUCCGUUCGAAAAACAUCGUUGAGCGAUUUAGAAAAAGAAUUACAAGAAUUUGAUAUUGAUUUAAAAGAUGAUGUAAGCGACAACGGUGAAACAGGAGCAGAAGAAAGAGGCUCAGACGGAGUAAAACGGAGUGAUAAAUUUGAGAACAAUAAUGUGCCGUGUUUUUCUCGUACAUUAGAAAAAAUAUUUCAUUCAAAUAAUACGUUAAAAUGUAACUCAUUACCACUGCACAUUCAAACGGCUCUCGCUUUACAUUUUACAUUUUGUCAUUUGCUAACAACUGGUAUUGAUCCUCAACAAAUUUGCCCCGAACCAAUUAAUGUAUCAAAAUGUUUAAAAAAUUUAACAUUAAACUCUCAUGCCUAUUUGUCCUAUACAAACUUUUUUCCACACGUUCAAAGUAUUUGUUAUUUCAUUGAAAAUCAACAAUGGCAUGAAAAUGUUAAACAAACAACAGCUCAAUUGCAUACGGUUUCUCAACAAGUUCUUGAUACAUCAGAAAAAUUAAAAAACGAUCAGAAAACAAUGUCAGCUAGUCUAGAUCAAACAUUAAUGAUGAAUGAUGAAUUAUUUAAAAAUGCAUUAAACGUUGAAACAUAUUUACAAUCAGCUGAUCAAAAUGUAGACUUAUUAAGAGAAAAAUUAUUUGUAAGAGAUAAAGAUCAAAUUGAACUAAUUCAAAAGAUUCUAGAAACAUUGUUCAAUAUACGUGCAUCCUUAUAUUACCGCGAAGAACAUCUGAUUCGAGGUUUAAGACUAUUAACUUGUGCCGAAUUUUGGCUUAUUUUACAUUUGAUUUGUUUGAUUAUUAUUGAACGAUAUUUGAUAUUCUAUCAUUCAUAUUCCCAAAAUUAUUUGUUCAAUUUAUUAUGGCGUAUCCGUCAAUGUUGGCUUUUGAUCUCAUUUCUAACCUGGUCCUACAUUGGUGUUCGAUAUCAAAAUUAUUAUAAACAAAAUCAACGAUUAAUUAAUGAAAUUAAUCAAAAACAUGAAUUACUCGAAAAAAAUGUACAAAAAUUUCGUUUAGAUUCAAUUUCUGACGAUCCAUCAUAUUAUCCAUCUGAGAAUGAAUUAAAUGAAAGUUCAAUAACAACAGCAACAAAUGAUACCAUAAUGACUGAUGAUGAAGAUUCCGAUUGA
Didymodactylos carnosus is the source of this 4050-nucleotide messenger RNA. The record is from the annotation of a GenBank genome assembly. Lineage: Eukaryota; Metazoa; Rotifera; Eurotatoria; Philodinida; Philodinidae.